AUGGUAUCCAAAAGGAAUCCGUCUCCGCAAGCGCUCAAGCCCGCCCCGCCAAGCCUCCCAGUAUACGAGAGACAGCAACCGUCGGAGGCUAGAGCGGACCAGCCGCUCUAUGGGUCGAAAGGGCCCUCCCUGCUGGACGUUGGUCGAAGAGCAAGGGAGGCCAUGCUAGAGAAUGAGGGGAACGUGGCCUCUCUGGCCCUGCUGCUUCCCAAGAUGAGCCUCGUCCCCAGCGCAGAGCAAACAGAAGAGUCCAGGCCCCCACAAUAUCAGAUCUCAGACGGAACAGGAGCUGCCAUUUCGGACACCAGCUCAGCAGGAAACUUGAGGAGGAAACAUUUCAGCCCAGAGUAUGGCCGAUGCUUUGCCUUCAGAUUGGCUCUUGCCAGACACCAGAGAAUCCACACAGGGGAGAAGAUCCAGGAAAACUCUGAGAGCGGGGAAUGUUUGGGUCAGAAUUCGGAGCUUGCGAGCCAUUUGGAACCCCCCAAGUCUUCGGAGUUCAGGAAGGUUCUUGUUCAUCAGCCCAUCGUUCUGAUCCACCAGAACAUCCAUACAGGAGGAGAUAACUCAUAUCGCAGUUUGGAGUGUGGGGAAGGUUUUUCCCAACUUUCAGAUUUUGUGAAACAUGAAAGAGGCCACAUGGGAGAAAAACACUGCAAAUAUGGCGAGAGUAGGAUCGGGUUCCCCAAGAGAUCACAGCUUUGUGAACACUGUAAAGUCUACACAGGAGAGAAGCCCCACAAAUGCAGUGUGUGUGGGUUAUGCUUUUCUGUUAGGUCAAAACUUGUUAACCAUCAGCGAACGCACACUGGAGAAAAACCCUAUAAAUGCCUGGAGUGUGGGAAAUCAUUUGCUCACAAGUCAGGCCUUGUAAUCCAUCAGAGAACCCACACAGGAGAAUGGCCCCAAAAGUGCCUGGAGUGUGGAAAAUGUUUCCCCUCAAAAACAAAUCUCAGGCGACACCAGAGAAUCCACACAGGAGAGAAGCCCUAUGAAUGUAGAGAGUGUGGGAAAUGUUUUUAUGAGAAGGCUGUCCUUCUGAGGCAUCAGACUGUUCACACUGGAGAGAUGCCCCAUAAAUGUGUGGAGUGUGGGAAAAGCUUUAUUUCAGCAUCGGAACUUGUAAUCCACCGGAGAAUCCACACAGGGGAGAAACCGUAUGAAUGUGUGGAGUGUGGGAGACGGUUUUCCCAGAAACAGCACCUCCCCAGACAUCAGAAGGUGCAUACGGGAGAGAAACCCUACAGAUGCAUGGAGUGUGGGAAAUGCUUUGCUAGCCUGUCAGAGCUUCGUGUACAUGAAAGGAUACACACAGGAAUGAGACCAUAUGAAUGUGGAGAGUGUGGAAAAUGUUUUUCUGUUUCAUCAGGCCUUACUGUUCAUAGGCGAGUCCACACAGGAGAAAAGCCACAUAAAUGUUUGGACUGUGGAAUGUCAUUUACUUUAGCACAUCGUCUUAGGGGGCACCAGAGAAUCCACACUGGGGAGAAACCCUACAAAUGCACCAAGUGUGGAAAAUGCUUUUCCCAGAAACAACACCUCAAGCGGCAUGAAAAAAUCCACACUGGGGAGAAACCCUACAAAUGCACCGAGUGUGGAAAAUGCUUUCCCCAGAAAUCAUACCUUCAUGUACACCAGAGAAUCCACACAGGAGUGAGGCCAUAUGAAUGUGGAGAGUGUGGGAAAUGUUUUUCUGUUUCAUCAGGCCUUACUGUUCAUAGGAGAGUCCACACAGGAGAAAAGCCACAUAAAUGUUUAGACUGUGGAAUGUCAUUUACUUUAGCACAAAGUCUUAGGGAGCACCAGAGAACCCACACAGGAGAGAAACCCCACAAAUGCUUGGAGUGUGGCAAAUGUUUUUCAAGGAAAGGCACCCUUGUGAAACAUCAGAGAACCCACACAGGAGUGAGGCCAUAUGAAUGUGGAGAAUGUGGAAAAUGUUUUUCUACUUCAUCAGGCCUUACUGUUCAUAGGAGAGUCCACACAGGAGAAAAGCCACAUAAAUGUUUAAACUGUGGAAUGUCAUUUACUUUAGCACAAAGUCUUAGGGGGCACCAGAGAACCCACACAGGAGAGAAACCCCACAAAUGCUUGGAGUGUGGCAAAUGUUUUUCAAGGAAAGGCACCCUUGUGAACCACCAGAGAACCCACACAGGAGUGAGGCCAUAUGAAUGUGGAGAAUGUGGAAAAUGUUUUUCUUUCUCAUCAGGCCUUACUGUUCAUAGGAGAGUCCACACAGGAGAAAAGCCACAUAAAUGUUUAGAUUGUGGAAUGUCAUUUACUUUAGCGCAAAAUCUUAGGGGGCACCAGAGAACCCACACAGGAGAGAAACCCUAUAAAUGCAUGGAGUGUGAAAAAUCAUUUUCUCAGAAACAACACCUCAAGCGGCAUGAAAAAAUCCACACUGGGGAAAAGCCCUACAUAUGCAUGGAGUGUGAAAAAUGUUUUGCCCACAAAUCAUACCUUCAUGUACACCAGAGAAUCCACACAGGAGCGAGGCCAUAUGAAUGUGGAGAGUGUGGGAAAUGUUUUUCUUUCUCAUCAGGCCUUACUAAGUCAUACCUUGUGAUCCAUCAGAGGAUCCACACAGGAGAAAAACCUUACAAGUGCUUGGAGUGUGGGAAAUGUUUUUCUCAGUCAGCACAUUUUCGCAGACACCAGAAAGUCCACACAGGAGGAGACCUUCCCAAUGUGUAG
Messenger RNA from Zootoca vivipara (common lizard), 2697 nucleotides. NCBI's taxonomy places the organism in Eukaryota, Metazoa, Chordata, Lepidosauria, Squamata, Lacertidae. The record is from RefSeq and is a predicted model, not a curated record.